ACAUCCUGGAUCUUAAUGUUCGACACCCACCCGGCGUGUUGGGUGAACUUGUGGCAUGCGUCUCCCGCCAGCACAAUCCGCCCGCCCCAGCUCCAUUGCGCCAGACUCCCUUCCUCCAGAUUCGCUAUCCCCUCGAUCAAUCGCGUCACGUACACAUCCUUCACCUUCAGUGUCCUCGACACGGGGAAAUCGGCGAACUGUGCCGCAUAACGUUACGCCUCUAUGUCGGCUUCGGUGUAGCGCAUUUGCUCCGUCGCCGGCCCCGUCGGUGUCCGGCUCGCACAAGAAGACCCAGCCUCGCUCCUGCCCAGCUAGGAAUAUGACAGACAUGUCUUCCGACUGUGUGUCGGAACCGUGGCCAAUCUCUACGUCAACGGUGCUCGGUCGGGGAAAGCUGUCAUCACUCACGUGAUAGCUAAGCGAGCAGGUCGCGACCUCCCACUUAGGGAGCGGAUGACUCGCGAACUAGGCAGAUCAGCAACAACACCUUAAGGCAAUAGAUUGGCACCUUUCGCCUCACAAGAGCUAUUCGUUCAUCACGCUAAUUCACCACCUUA
Messenger RNA from Aspergillus saccharolyticus JOP 1030-1, 557 nucleotides. RefSeq lists its product as uncharacterized. The transcript has a single exon. Lineage: Eukaryota; Fungi; Ascomycota; Eurotiomycetes; Eurotiales; Aspergillaceae. Bases 56 to 412 code for a protein of 118 amino acids. The record is from RefSeq and is a predicted model, not a curated record.